GGCUGCGUUUCGCCAUGGCUCUUGCUCGCUGAGGGAGCCAUGUUGAUGCCUGGGUCUGUGUCUGCCGCGGAGCUGGGCGAUUCACAAGGCUUUCCUGUCUGAGAGCGCAGCCGCUGAAUCCAGCCGUGAGAUGAGAGGAGGAAAGUCCGCGGGAACGGUGCAGGGUGCAGUUCUGUAGACAGGCCGUUAAGUUACACUCUUGAGUUCUCGGCAAGGGGAGUCGAUGCCAGUUAGCUUCGGGGCUAGGUAGCAACAGCUGGGCGGUUGCUCUUUGGAACGAUAUUUGUUUCUUUUGCGCCAUUUUCUUGGAUAAACUUUACCGAGUUGGAUCGGAGACCAUCGAGGGGACUGACCGAAAGGACACCAUCCCGUUCAUGAUGUUUUGAACCGGCUAACUAUUGUUAGCAUGGUAACGAUCAGGUCUGACCACCUCCAGUCACGACUAACAUCUGUGAGCUAAGUGAGUCCCGGCCGGCCGUUUCUUGGAGAAAACCAACUCCAAUGGAACACUUGGCUUUGUGACAGGGAUCCAGAAGUGGUUACGAGUCGGCUAUGGAGAUAUGCUUGGUCUCUGAAGGAAGCUAUCGAAACGCAUGCCCAGCCUGUUAUCUGGCAGCAGUGGUAGCAGUAGCUAACGAGGUAGCUGCCUAACUUUGCCGUCGCGGCGUCGUUUCUCGCGAGUCGACCUCUACCCGAAGCAAGCUGGCGGCCCCUCGCGUGGAAGCCGAGGACAAGGAGCUAGGCUCGAUGGUCUGGGUGCUGAAGAUGGACGACGCCACCAUCGAGUCUGGACUGGUGCACGACUUCGAUGCCAGUUUGUCUGGUAUCGGGCAGGAGUUGGGGGCUGCAGCCUACAGCAUGAGUGACGUGCUGGCACUGCCUAUAUUCAAACAGGAAGACUCCAGCCUCCCAACAGAAAGUGAGACCAAAAACCCCCCAUUCCAGUAUGUGCUCUGUGCUGCCACCUCACCUGCUGUCAAACUGCACGAUGAGACGCUCACAUACCUUAACCAAGGCCAGUCCUAUGAGUUACGUUUGUUAGACAACAGGAAGCCUGGUGAGUUACCGGAGCUCAACAACAAGAUGGUCAAGAGUACAGUGCGCGUGGUCUUCCAUGACCGCCGGCUGCAGUACACAGAACACCAGCAGCUGGAGGGCUGGAAGUGGAACCGUCCGGGCGAUCGGCUCCUAGAUAUCGACAUACCGAUGUCAGUCGGCAUUGUGGAGCCAAAAACUCACCCCUCACAGCUGAACGCUGCAGAAUUUCUGUGGGACCUGAACAAAAGAGCUUCUGUAUUUGUGCAGGUGCAUUGCAUUAGCACAGAGUUCACACCGAGGAAGCAUGGCGGAGAGAAAGGCGUCCCCUUCCGGAUCCAGAUUGAUACAUUUGCCCCAGGAGACAACGGGGAGUACACAGAACACCUCCACUCGGCCUCCUGCCAGAUUAAAGUUUUCAAGCCAAAGGGGGCGGAUCGGAAGCAAAAGACAGACAGGGAAAAGAUGGAAAAACGCACUGCUCAAGAGAAGGAGAAGUACCAGCCUUCAUAUGAUACCACUAUUCUGUCAGAAACAAGACUUGAGCCCAUCAUAGAAGAUGCUGGCGACCAUGAGCUGAAGAAGUCCAGUAAAAGGACUCUUCCUGCUGACUGCGGUGAUUCCUUGGCCAAAAGAGGAAGUUGUUCUCCUUGGCCAGACAAUGCUUAUGUCAGCACCAACCAGGCAGCUACACCCUCCUUCACCUCUGCACCGCUGUCCACCUAUACAACCUCCUCAGUACCGGACAGUGACUCCUCCUCACCCAAUCACCAGGUUGACCCUGGCAACCAAGGCAGCUCAGAGCAGUUGAGCCCCACUGCCUCGAUACAGGACACACAGAAAUGGCUCCUUAAAAACCGCUUCAACUCCUACACUCGGGUUUUUGCCCACUUCUCAGGUUCCGAUUUAUUAAAGUUAACCCGUGAUGACCUGGUCCAGAUAUGUGGCCCAGCCGAUGGUAUCCGACUCUUUAAUGCACUUAAAUCAAGAACUGUGCGCCCCAGGUUGACGGUUUACGUCUGCCAGGAGUCGGCCAGAGACAGCCCCCUGCUGGAGAGACACGGCAGCAGUGAAAAUGGAGAUCACAGCGUCUCCUCUAGUUUAAAUGUUUACCAUGCUCUCUACUUAGACGAGCUAACUGCUGCUGAACUCAUUCGCAAGAUGGCAUAUGUGUGCAGACUUCCACUCGGGAAAAUCAACCAGGUGUACAGACAAGGACCCACAGGCAUCCACAUCCUACUAAGUGAUCAGAUGGUUUACAACUUGACUGAUGAGAGCUGCUUUUUAAUCAGCACCGUUGAAGAUGAACUUGGUGAAGGACUACAUCUAAUCCUGAAGUAGUGAGGAGGACCGGAGGCGACUCUCAAUUCUUGGUCCUCCGUUCUCUCCUCUGCCUGCAUCCUCUCUUUCCUCCUGCUUCCUCCCUCUGCCUCUCUUCCUCCACCUUUACUAUACGGAAGAUGGACAGAUUGUGCGAAGCCAUGUAAAUGUUAGAAUCUGACAUGGGUGUGUCCACUGUUUCAUAUUGAAAACACUAUUUAACGGAGGAGUCCGGUUCGAAGAGAAGAGAUUUGGAGGUUUGGGAUGAGGGGAAAGGUUCUAAUUAUGUAUUUUACUUUUAUUGUUUUAUCUUUUUUUUUUUUUUUUUAUGUUUUACGUGAUGGCCAUGGGGGCGGUGAUGUUGUAGUGGACGUGAUAGUUUCCUCAUUGCCCUGUGUAGGAACACAACCAGCAUUAGGCCAGUAUUUGAUCACCUGUACUGCUGGACAGCAUGUGCGCUCAACAGACUAACGUGCUUAAAUUGCAAUGUACUCCGCUUGUUUAACAAGGGUUGUCUUACUUAAUUUGCUAUUCAGCUCAGCUUGGGAGUCUAAGAAAUACCAGGUGGCCUGCUUUGUUUCUACCGAUUUGAGUUCAGGCAGACAUACCGAUUUUAUUGACAAGUGUCAGGAGGAUUUGUCUCCCUGAGAUUACUGAAUCCCACCUUUACUUUUUUUUUUUUGUAGUUUUCACUGCAUCAUCUUGACUCUGCUCACCUCCGUUUAUGGAGGAGUGAAGUUCAUUGUUGUGGCCAUCAUGUUUCUGGUGUCUUGCUGGCUUUCAAGCAAAAGCACAAAAAGCCUGUGGCACCUGUCGUUUUCUCUGUCUUUGCAGAAAUGUGGUUUGUUAUGUUUGUUGGGAUCAUGAUCACCAGAAGUUUGACGUUUCUCUUUUAAUUAUGCGGACCAAGCAAUUUCAGAUUGAUGGAUGAACGUGUCUAAAUAAGUCUUGCUUUGCUUGACCUUUCAGAGUCCUGCGCCGAGACGUUUCAGUUUAAUUGCUUUUUGUCUCCGAUAAAAUGUGGCAGCUCCACAUUCAUCUUGUUUCUAUGUAGCUAAACGCACCAUGUACGGGUCAUGACAGGAAGUCUUGCACAGGUACUGGAAGACCUCUUGAAUUUAUUGUCUAAUGUGUGCAUGUGUUUGUUUUUGCAACAAUGUUAAUGGUGGGAUUGUUGUUUAAGCAUUAUUUCUCAUCUGUUCAUUUGUCAAAGAUCAUUUUAAAAAGAAAAAUAAUGAUUAGAAAUCCUUUGCUAUUAGUCAGCAUAUUUAAGUUUUCCUUCAAAUAAAUAUGUUAACUUGAUUGUGUGAUGAAACGCAGCAGUGGUUUCUCCUUUUGUUUUCUAUGGAUACUUGAACGUCGGAUUAGAUUUCAUAUUUUUGUGGAAUUCAGCUGGGAAUCAAAUUGUAAUACGGAGUGACUUCGAAAGAAGACAUUUGGUUGUGAGAUUUUAUACAGGGAAAUAUUAAGGAGUAUAGUUGACAUUAAAAUCAUUUAGUUAAGAUGCAGAAUCUGACAAAUCUGUGUAUUGGUGGUGAUACAUCCAUAACAGAAAACAUUCUCUAUAGAGGGUAUACGUGUCAUGUAUGGAGUUCUUUCAUGAAGCCUCUUCUCGCUGAUACUGGAGGUUGGUCAGAAGGACACUCUUGUAGAUAAGUGAUGUGGCAUCAUUCAUCUAGCAGCUCGUUGAUCGACAACCCUAGCUGCUUGUAUCAAUCGACAUUUUAUAUCUCCCGUCUUCACUGGAGUGAGGUGGAGAGAAGAAGGCCCGACUAAUGUCCUCAUGAGUUGAUGUGAAUGUCACGGAGUAUACUAGAAUAGGCUUUGGCAUUUGGCUGUGUAAUGAUAAUUCAAGAGGUCUUUUGAAACUGUAUUCAGCCACAGUGAGUGGGAAAAUAUUAGCCUAGCAACACCACUAAGCUCCCUCAGAUGGAUGUCUUGUGUCCAUUUCAAAGAAAGUUGAAUUACUGGUCCAAGUGCCCACCUUUACCGGUGCCGUAUCUGAACACAUGUUGGGCUCAGCUAAAAUUGCAGUGUCUCUUAUUAAAAGCCCCAGAUGGCUGCAGUCACCAAAACAUAUUUGGGAACUCUCCCCCAUGAGAAGAGUAUACAGUACUGAAGCUAAAGCUUCUUCCUUAAAAUGUACAGCUGUAUGGUUAUGGCAACAGAGCCGUAUCAGAAAUGUGUUUUUGCUGGUAAGUGUUGUUCAUUAUAAACCAUAAGUCUGCAGUUUUGGCACCUUCCUUUUGUUCCUUUUGUCUUUUAUGUGCAGAGUUUUCUCAUCUCUGUUUAAUCACCCCUGGUCAGCUCACCUGUCUGUUUUCUUUAGUCCAAAUGCAGAACGCCUGUAUCCCCUCAUUACAGUACAGACCACAGUCUCUCCGAUCAUAUUGUAUAAAAUAGACUGUCUUCUCAGAGGUAAUAUUAAAAAGGGUGGGUCGAAAAUAUCUUAAAAACAUGUUUAGAAUUCAAACCAUUUUGAAGAGUAGUCAACUUGACCUAUAUAAAUAAUUACAGAACACAUAACUGCUAUUUAUUUUUCUGAGGUGUUUCCAUUUAAAAUAAGUAAGUUGAUCACAUGACGAGCUUUGCUCUAGGUCAGCACGUUACACAACUGGAGUACCUCUGCAACAGUUGAGAAAGCUAGGGGUACACUCUUCAUGCAUUAUGCGUAAGCAAAUGCCAUAGAAGACAGGUUGCAAAAAUAACUUGGAUGAAUGGAUGUGUGAUAACGGGUAACAGGUGUUAAAACAAUUCAAAUUGAAACACUUAAUGACUUCCCCAAGAAUGAUUUUCUGCUGCAAAAGUCCAAAGGCAGUUGUGCAGGAAAACUGAAGAAGGAAGCGGAAAGAAAUGAGUGGUAUUGAUCCCUGCUGUCCGUGAUCCCCUGAGUUAGUCUCAAAGUUCUUGCUCUUCUGAAGCACACAAUUGUCAGUAUCAGUCUUGUGCAUGAACAGUGUUCAUAAAUGCUCUUGGCUCUGGCAUUUGCUUGAGUACGAGCAGCUUUUCCUGCAGGUGUUUGAAAGCCAACAAUCCCACCAGACGCACCAACCAACGUAUCCUCAUUGCAGUUUGACGUGAUAGUUUUCAGAAAUGGUGAAGCUUGCUGUAUAAUAGAGAGAGCAUGUUGAAGACUGGGAGGAGAAAUUCCAAGUGCAACUCCUUCACACUUGACCUGGAUGUGUAGUCUAUAGUCCUCGAGUCACGCCCUCCUCUUAUCACCUCUGACAAGUAGAGAAAAACAAAAACGUUGAGUGUUACACCACACAUCAGAGCUGGGCUUGUAACUUGUGCUUUGUUUAAGGGGUCAUGAUGCACCAAACACACCUGACUUGACUUGUAACUAUGUGAGCAGCACAGGCGACCGGUGAUGCUUGUGUGCGCUGAAUGCUGGAGAUGUACACAAACACGUUUUGGGAAUAAAAGAUUUCAUAACUUUU
Molecule: messenger RNA, 5795 nt
Organism: Synchiropus splendidus (mandarinfish)
Lineage: Eukaryota; Metazoa; Chordata; Actinopteri; Syngnathiformes; Callionymidae
Gene: ubp1
Product: upstream binding protein 1
Exons: 16
Coding region: 748-2376 (542 amino acids)
Biological process (GO): regulation of transcription by RNA polymerase II
Cellular component (GO): nucleus
Molecular function (GO): RNA polymerase II cis-regulatory region sequence-specific DNA binding; DNA-binding transcription activator activity, RNA polymerase II-specific
Source: RefSeq, a predicted model, not a curated record